AUGUUUAUCAGCAAACCAGCAUACAACUGUUCUUUGGCUUUGAUACAAUCAUCCAACGAGACCUAUCUCGGCGCAGGCUAUGGCUGUUCAAAUUCUCUUUCGUGCUUGUCUCAAACUCUGGACCAACUGGCAAAACAACUUGCAAGCAGCGAGGCUUUAUCCGAUCAUACGCUUUCUAUUGUCACGGCGCUUAUCAAUCAUGAGCAGGUAGCGGGGCACUACGUCGAAGCUGGGGCUCAUGUGAAAGGUAUGAAGAGAAUUGUUGACCUCCGUGGGGGAUUGGAUAAGAUACAAGAUGGUGCUGUAGCGACCAAGAUUUGCCGGACUGAUAUUCUGUUUACUUUGCAACAAGGUGGCCACCCGUUAUUCUACCGCGACAGGAUGGAUGAAAUACAAAAUUCUUUAUUAUCGCGAGGCUUCACGUUGCAGAGCGCAGAAGGACACAAAUUUCUAUCAAACCAGCCCGUACUCAAACAAGCCUUCCACGAUGUCAUAGGAAUCUGCAACCUAUUUAACCAGCACAUCGACAAAAAGCCUCUGGAUCUAGUCGAAUUUCAAGAGGUUUUGACAUCUAUCUGCUACCGACUCUUGACAUUCAGGACACUGAAUGAAUCCAGGCUCAUACGAGACGUCGAAUCAGCACACCACAUCGGAUUGCUGGUAUUCAUGAUGUCACUUUUCUGGAACAACCAUCAAAACUGGCUUGCUAAGCCGGGAAUGAUAGCAGCCUGCAUCAGAGAAGCUUUGCAAGUGGUAGAUGAUCUUGAGGGAGGGUUUUUCUUUUGGCUGUUACUUUUGGGAGGGAUUUCCGUCUCUGGGGAAGACGAUAUGCUAUGGAUGGUGAUGAGACUACAUGAGAAAGCCCAAAAUCUUGGUGUUGUAACGUGGAACGAUGCACGGAAUUACUUGCUAGAGUUUCCCUGGAUGAACGUUAUCCAUGAUGCAUCGGGAGAAAAGCUGUGGAAUAAGCUAAUCAUAUCUUGUUAUCGUGUACGACCUAUUGCCGAAUUGAGUAACACCCUCGUCAUGCCUUCUACUACACACUCAGAGUUUGGAACCAACACCGAGGCUAUCGAAGUUGCCAAAGCUUUUCCUAAUGGCAUCCGUGGUAAAACUAUCCUUGUCACGGGUGUUAACCGUGGUGGGAUUGGCUUCUCAACCGCCCAAGCAUUUUCUACGCAGGACCCGGCUCUCAUCAUCAUCGCCAACCGCACCCAGUCUAAAGCAAAUGAUAGCAUCGACACCCUCAAAGCUGAAUUUCCAAACGUCAAAUACCGCUUUCUAGAAGUAGACCUCUCUAGACAGACGUCUGUUCGAAAGGCAGCUGAACAAGUCUUAUCAUGGUCUGAUGUCCCAACUAUUGAUUUAGUCAUCAACAGCGCUGGUGUGAUGGGCAUUAAUGAGCGCACCAUCACUGACGAUGGUCUUGAAAUGCACCUCGCCACAAACCAUAUCGGACAUUGGCUUCUUACAUGCCUCAUCAUGCCCAAGCUCAUCAAAGCGGCAGAGGAUAAACCAAAAGGAUCAGUCAGAAUUAUCAACAUCACCUCCGCUUCACCAAUGAGAUCUGCGAUGCGCUGGAGUGACAUGAAUUUCGACAAAAAGAACAAAGACCUUCCCGAAGAAGAACAACCCGUGUAUCAAUAUUUGAAGCUCUGGGGCUACACCGACGUUGAAGAUUCAACUUAUCUUCCCCUAGAUGGCUACAACCGCAGCAAAGUCGCCAAUGUACUUUUUGGCAUCGGUGCGACCAAGCGGCUCUUCAACAAGUACGGAAUCCUGUCACUUUCCGCUCACCCGGGUGUUAUCUGGGGCACCGAACUCGGGAGGAAUUUCCCACAAGAGACUAUUGACGCUGCAAAGAAAAUGGGCGAAAAAGGUGAAGGAGAGGGGAAUCCUGGAUCGUACCUCGUGGACUGUCAGAUCAGUGAUCAAGCGAAUCCACUCGCUGUUUCGAGCAGUGAGGCUGAGAGACUGUGGGAGUUUUCUGAAAAGGCUACUGGAAAUCAGGGUGCGGAUCAUCCUGUCGGCUACUUUGUUGGCUAUACUAUGUCGGCGUCUCCACCUAGCGGCUCGUCCAAGAGGCGGGUUCGCACAGAAGCUCAGAUGAGCCAGAAGCGACUAGCCGACCGCGUCAAACACAGAGAGAACCGCCAGGAGCACAAGUUACGGAUGGAGAGGAUGGAGGCGGAUAUUGCGCAGAUCAGAAGGAAUCUCGAUACUGUAUCUGCGCAGCUACGAACAUUGCCCCAGAUUGGCGCCGACUUGAUGGCCUCACAACAACAGCAGCAGCAACAACAACAACAACAAAGACCGCCUCAAAGACAGACUACCAACUUCGCCAGUCAUCCCCCUGGUGAAUCUUAUGAAAUGGACACCAGCACCAACGUCAACGAAACCCCGGACUUCCCCGCGCGAUCUGCAUCCAACGGCCCAGGUAGAGCCUCGCCUCGUCCCGAACACGACAUGCCAAUGCCACCUCCCGAGGUCAUGUCAAGCUUAUUCCCUGCGCCGUCGCACGUGGACUGUCGAUGCGGAGUGCAGCAUCACUCGCAGGCCGACUGCCUAGAGUACCGCAGCUUCGCCAUCCUGUACGAAACCCAUGCCGCGUUUCCCCAGGAUCCUCUGCAUGCGCGAUCCCUGCCCAAGAACCCUGCGUUACCUAAUAUGACGCUUCACUCGUACGGCGACAACGCUGUCACAUGCUUUCUCACUUCUUUUCUCAAGGGGUUCGAGAUGGCGAGUGUGGAGACUUUGUUUGGCGUUUAUUUCUUUGCCUAUCGACUUAUGAGGUGGCGCUUACAUCCUGAUCCUAUGACAUUGAAGGACGUGCCGCCGUGGCUUCUCCCAACCGAGGUUCAGAAUACAUAUCCUCAUCCCGUGAGCAUCGAUUACAUCCCUUGGCCCGACCUCCGCGACUUUCUCUGUACGAAUCCACGUAUCAAAUCUCGGCAUUCCGUCAAGAUGUAUCUUGAGUCUCUACAGUUGAAAUGGCCGCCUGGAUGUUCUCUCAUGACCAUGGAAGGGGGUCAGUACAUGUUGGUCAAGUUUCGCGCGAUGCUAGGACAGUCUGCGCAAUCUCUCGGUAAAGAAUCACUGUAG
Molecule: messenger RNA, 3102 nt
Organism: Fusarium pseudograminearum CS3096
Lineage: Eukaryota; Fungi; Ascomycota; Sordariomycetes; Hypocreales; Nectriaceae
Exons: 11
Coding region: 1-3102 (1033 amino acids)
Source: RefSeq, a predicted model, not a curated record